AAAAGGCACGGGAGGAGGAGGAGGGUUGGAAGGAACCGACCUUUCCUGAGGGUGGAGACGUACGGUUAUCGAGAAACCCAACUACAAAUCACCGAACGCUCCCUCUCCGCUCGCUCUCUCUCUCUCUCUCUCUCUAUCCGCAGAUCAAUCUUCCUUCUUUCAUCUUUGAAUAGUUGACUGAUACCAAAGAAGUCCUCUGUUGGUAACGUAUUCACAACCCUCCCGAAACAAGCUUCUUUCAUGUCUGAUCUUGACGCAAACAUUCCAACUGCUUUUGAUCCCUUUGCUGAUGCGAAAGGUGACGACUCGGGUGCUGGCGGAAAGGAUUACGUGCACGUGCGGGUGCAGCAGCGCAAUGGUAGGAAAAGCCUGACCACUGUGCAAGGCCUGAAGAAAGAGUUCAGCUAUAACAAGAUCCUCAAGGACCUGAAGAAGGAAUUUUGCUGCAAUGGCACUGUUGUCCAGGACCCCGAGUUAGGGCAGGUUAUUCAACUUCAGGGUGACCAGAGGAAAAAUGUAUCAACCUUCCUAGUGCAGGCUGGCAUUGUGAAGAAGGAACAAAUCAAGAUCCAUGGAUUCUGAGUGCAUCUGGGUUUUUGCCCGAUGUAGUCUCUCUUGUGGAGGUGGUAGUAUAAGUAGACGAUGUUAGUCGCCUUAGUGGGUCUUAUAUAUGUUAUGCAUUAAUAGGAAAAGAAGAACGCCGUACCUAUCAAGUUAUGUUCAGGCAAAGGGUGUAGCUGCUUCUCUUGCCUGUUUAAAGAAAUUACUAAGUGUGCUUGUUUGUAAUGUGGAUGUUUGGAAGUUCGUAUGGAUGUGGUAAUAAACAUAUGUGCCUUUUUGUUUCCUCUA
Messenger RNA from Punica granatum (pomegranate), 849 nucleotides. Lineage: Eukaryota; Viridiplantae; Streptophyta; Magnoliopsida; Myrtales; Lythraceae. The record is from RefSeq and is a predicted model, not a curated record.